Molecule: messenger RNA, 1401 nt
Organism: Telopea speciosissima
Lineage: Eukaryota; Viridiplantae; Streptophyta; Magnoliopsida; Proteales; Proteaceae
Product: aspartic proteinase CDR1-like
Exons: 1
Coding region: 1-1401 (466 amino acids)
Cellular component (GO): extracellular region
Source: RefSeq, a predicted model, not a curated record
AUGGCUUUCAUAGAGACUUUGUUAUCUCUAAUUUCUCUACUCUCAAGUGCUUUGCUACUACAUGCAGCUAUUGAAGGUCCAAAGCCCAUCACUCUAAGUCUUAUUCACCCAUUUUCGCCCCACUCACCUUUCUAUCCAGGGAACAUAACUGAUAUGGAGAAGAUUGAUAUACUUAUUCAGGUCACGAAUGCUCGUAUUCAUCAUCUAUUCUCGAUGAUGAGAGAACGAAAUUGGAAUGGUAGCAGUGAGGUUGAUGACAUAGUGGCAAUAGUGCAAUACACUGGUUUUUACUUUGUAGCCCAGGUGGGUAUAGGUUCAUUUCCACCUUUUCCUGGCCGAAAUGAGAAGCAUUAUUUGUUGAUGAUUGAUACUGGAAGUGAAUUAACAUGGGUUCAAUGUGAAGAGUGCAAUCCUUGCUUUCCUCUACAACAACCUAAUUUCCCAUAUAAAAGAUCUCAGAGUUACAAGCCUAUUCCUUGUGGUGACCCAACAUGUCCAACUCCAAACCAGGAUUGCUUUCAAUCAUUUUGUGGAUUCAAGAUAAGUUAUGGGGAGGAGGACCCUCCAACCUCAACAGCAGGAGCCAUUAUAAAAGAGACCUUAACCUUCCCUUCUAAUUUUGGAGGUACAGAAUCUUACAACAAUUUAUUCUUGGGUUGUGGCUUUAAGAACUACCACUAUGAAUUUCGACAACCGAAUAAAAUUGGUGGGAUUUUGGGCUUAGGGAUUGGAGACACUAAAAAUCUUCCCUUCCUGAACCAAGUAGGCAAAAAACGAUUUUCUUAUUGCCUAUUAAACUCUGAACACACCAAUUCUCAGUUAUGUAUUGGAGGUGCAAAGAUGGUAGGACCACAAGUGCUAUCAACACCAUUGCUGAGAGGACCAAAUGAAGCACUAUACUAUUUGGACUUACAGGAUAUUAGUAUCCAAAAUAUUCGUCUUAGACUACUGGGAUCGUUUUCUGGGGGUUCUGCCAUAGAUUCAGGAAGUCCAAUAACUUUUCUUCUUCCUAAUGUUUAUGCUCGUGUGAGAAUUGGCUUUGUUCAGUACUUCGACCGGUUUCAUAUUUAUCCAUACGAUAGUGGAAGUAGACCAAGAGAUUUGCCAAUGUUAGAUCUCUGUUUCCCUAAUCCAUCUGGUUUUGAUAGGUAUCCAACUAUGACAUUCCAUUUCAGAGGAGCUGACCUUGUUGUGCAACCCGAUGGUAUAUUUGCGUUCGGGAGAAAUUAUUUUUGUGUUCUACUUAAAUCAGGCCCCGCUACAAUGAUUGGAGCUUUUCAGCAAACGCAACACAAGUUCUCCUAUGACUUUGAGUUGGGAGAUAGAAGACAAGGAGAAAUUGGUGCUCUUCGCUUUGCUCCUCAGGAUUGUGGGUCCCCUGCUUCAGACUUUUGCGGUUGA